Lasiodiplodia theobromae is the source of this 2313-nucleotide messenger RNA. RefSeq names its product 2OG-Fe oxygenase. The record is from RefSeq and is a predicted model, not a curated record. NCBI's taxonomy places the organism in Eukaryota, Fungi, Ascomycota, Dothideomycetes, Botryosphaeriales, Botryosphaeriaceae. Bases 1 to 2313 code for a protein of 770 amino acids. The transcript is spliced from 4 exons.
AUGGCUCGCCGCGGCAAAACUGCCGCAAAAUCGAACCCGUCACGCUCGGAUUGUUCUUCUACUUCUAAUUCGCUCAGCCGCCGGCCCAGCAGCGGUGACGUGAAAACGGAUCUGCUCCAAGCACUGUCUGCGAUUGCGGCCCAGCACGUUAAUGCAGGCUCGAUUCCACUAGCGGCGGCUUUGCAAGCCGAUCUUAAAGACGUGUUACGCAGGUGGAAGCAAGAGCAUGCGUCCGAUCUCCAAAAGAACGACAAGUACGUGUACCCCCUGGAGGGACGAUACGACGCCGGCGAGAGCAGCAUCGAAAACGUGGCCAGGAGCAGCCGUGAUCCUCGCAUUGAUAUCUCCUUGGAAGUGGGGAACCUGAGCGGAGCAGACGAGGCUGUUGUGAGGGCGCUGCAGAGCAUCUGCAACGAACUUGGCUUCGCUAUCUUCUUGGCCAGCGUGGAGCGCGCCAGGAAGACGCUCGACGAGGAGGUCUUAGAUGAGGCUGUCAGGCUCGUGAGGGUAUUCUUGCUCGAUGGCGGGCGCGUCGCGGAGCAUGUUGUGUUGAGCCCAAAGAACGAGGGCAGUUUUCUUUUGAACCAGUACAAGCAGAAAACCUCCAGCACCUUUUGGGUCGCCGGUGGGUUCUUUGCGCCCCCGGUAUCGGCAAGAAUGGUGGAGCUUCUUACAGUUCUUGGGAAACGAUGCGAGAAGACACCAUCUGACAGUCACGCGGCUCAUACGCUGAUGGUCGUUUGCCAUGAAGCACUUGCGCAUGCUCAGAAAGAGAAGGAAUCUCGUAGGGGAUGGGGAAGCGAGACGGUUGAGAUAAAGGAAGACGCGCUUGCAGGCGCUAUAAUUACUUCCAGCAUCGCGCUAGACGACUCGUCUUUGUUCCGGGAAGUCACUUCUGUAAUGACCGGCAAGCUUCCGACAGAGACCUUGGUGAGAGUUGGAGAAUGGAUUGGGCGAGGAGGAGUUGAUUUCUCUCUGAUCUGCGAACGCCUCCAACAUCUACUUCCCCGGAAGUUGAUCAUCUACGAAUGGGCUGCAGCUAUCUCCGCACUAGAAGGCCAGGGUCAAGAAGAGGUACCAGCAGAGUUAUCUGCAUGGAUCGAGCUGCAGCUACUGGAACUCUUUGGUCAGGUACCAAAGCUCUAUGUUGAGGACGGCCCCGCCUUGGCAACCGUUCUCACCCCGCGAAGGCUGAAAGAUAUCGUUUCUGUCAUGGAGAAGUUUGCCGGAACAACUCCAGCUCUGAUCAGCUUCCUGCUCGCCAUCCACAGCAAAGAGAUGCCCAUCUCCGAAGAGACAAGGCAGGCAGCCUUCAAAGCCGUGUUUGCCACGAUGCUCGCCAGCUUCGAUAUCACGCAGGAUCCCAAGGACGUCCGAAUGAAGGCCAAUGAGCAGCCCUAUCGACCACGGUCCCUGGACCCUCCUCCGAAGCCGCCACGCAUUCCAUGUCUUGACAGCGACUCCCUUGUCCAACUGACGAUGCACGUCAUCGAAGAUGACACGCUACGUCACGAGCUCUCCCUUUUCACGAGCCAAUUCGGGGCGCAGACCACCCGCAUCAACCCCCUCGAUUUCGAGUCGCUCUUCCUCCCCUUCCUGCACUCUCUCGCCCUCAAAACAACCAUCACGGAACCCCACCACGAAGACUUGAGGACCCUUUUUGCCACAACCAUCACCGCCUACCACGACCGCUUCGUCGGUCCCACCCCUCCUAUCCCACCCAGCGAGCCCGACGUCGCCGACGGCAGCCGCCGGUGGGUGCGCCCGCCCGUCCGCUGCACCUGCGCAGCCAACUGCGCGCCGCUCAACGCCUUCCUGGCCGACGCGCGCCGCCACCGCAUCGAGUUUGCCGUCGGCCGGCAGCGGCGCGCGCACCUGCACCAGAUGCUGGACGCGACGCCGCGGACGGAGUGCACGCACAGGACUCUGCGCGGCGGCAGCCCGGAGGCGCUGGUCGUCACGAAGAUCGACUGGGACGCGGUGCACAAGCGGAAUGUGAGGGCCGCGUGGGAAGGGAGGCUGAAGUCUUUCGGUGGGUGGAUGGAGAAGCUGGUGGGUGCCGGGGUGGAUUUGAGGGCGGUGCUGGGGCUGGAGGAGUACGAGCGCGUCGUGGAACGGAGGGAGGAGGAGGCGCCCGAGGAGGGAGCGAAGGAUGGGCGAGCGGUGGCUGCGGCGGCCGGAGAGCUGAGGAAGCGGAAGGCUUCGGAGGCGUUGGUCCGCUCGUCGAGGUUACAGAAUGCUGAAGGGGCUGGGAGGGACGUGAGGCGGAGAGUUGCGGAGACUGUGGCUGUGGUAGACCUCACUGACGAUUGA